CAGCUGGCCAGGUAGAUGCACUUCAUGUUAAAGAAUACAAGCGGGAAGUACAGUACUGGAGAGAAGUUUUAAAGAGAGUUGUUGCAGCGAUCAAGGCAUUGGCAUCAAGAGGACUUUCAUUCAGGGGUUCGACGGAAGUAUUUGGUAGUCUACAUAAUGGCAAUUAUAUGAUGCUAUUAGAAUUUCUAGCUGAAUUUGACCCUUUUCUUGCUGAUCACAUUGAAAAGCACGGAAAUCAAGGCAGAGGGAACGUCUCUUACUUGUCAUCAUCGAUUUGUGAAGAAAUUAUCCAAAUUAUGGCUACAGAAGUUCUAAAAUCAAUUGAUCAGGAAGUUACAGAAGCCAAAUACUAUUCAAUAAGCGUAGACUCCACACCAGAUAUAACGCAUACCGAUCAACUGGCUUUUAUUACUCGCUAUAAUAAAGAAGAAUGAAAACCAGUGGAAAGAUUUUAAGGAUUUAUACCAAAUCCGGGACACAAGGCUGAAGACCUUUAUAACGCUGUUAUUAAGAUGAUGGAGGAGCAUAAUUUCAAUUUUGCGAAUUGUAGAGGUCAAUCCUAUGACAAUGCGGCAAAUAUGUCAGGUAUAUAUAAUGGACUGCAAGCAAAAAUAAAAGAAAUCUCUCCUUUGGCAUAUUGGAUCCCAUGCGCGGCUCAUUCGCUGAACCUCGUCGGAGAACACGCUGCUGGAUCGUGUAAGGCAUCUCGGAAUUUUUUCUCACUUCUUCAGGAUAUUUACGUUUUCUUCUCAAUCUCGACUGCUCGCUGGGGGAUACUAAUGAAACAUCUGACUGGCCCUUCAGUGAAACGAUUAUCUACAACUCGCUGGUCGGCGAGAUAUGAAGCUUGCAACAGCAUGAACCAAAAUUGGAAAGAAGUUGUCGCAGCUUUGAGUGAAAUUGAUGAGCGGGACAGGUCUAAGACUGGGAGUGAAGCAAAAGGAUUGAAAAUCAAGCUAACAUCUCUGGAAACCGCAAUAAUGUUCGCUGUAUGGAGUCCAAUUUUGGAAAGAUUUGAUAAAGUGAGCGAAGCAAUACAGAAAGUUGGCAUUGGUAUAGAUGAAGUAGUUUUGUAUUAUGAGUCAUUGGUUGAUUAUAUCUUAGGAUUAAGAGAUCAAUUUGAUCGAUUUGAGGAGAGAGCGAAGAUCAAUUCUGGAUUUGAGAAAUAUCGAAGUGAAGAAAGAAGAGCCACAACAAGAACUGUUCCUGCUGAUGAAACUCGAGUGGGACAUACUGCUUUGAGUGGGAGGGAAAACUUCAGAGUAGGGGUUUAUCUUGUUAUAAUUGACUAUCUAAUAAGAGAAUUGAAUCAACGUAAAAAUUGCUACAAGGGUUUUGCUGCGAAAUUCUCCUUUUUAUUAAAACUGCAAUCGAUUAGUUCUGAAGAAUUAAAAGUAGCGGUUACUAAUCUCAUCUCUAGUUUUCCUCAGGAUUUAGAUGAAAAACUCCACGAUGAAUGUUUGCACUUCAAAUCCUACUUAGCACAGUUAGAACAACCUCCAAAAACUCUACACGAGAUGAGUACCUUCAUUAGAAGUGAUAAAAGCUUAGUGCAAGUGUUUCCCUACAUCGAUAUUACAAUUAGAAUGUUUUUAUGCACUUUUGCAACGAACUGUUCAGCAGAGAGGUCGUUUUCAGCAUUGAAGCGAAUUUUAUCCUAUUUGCGAUCUAGCAUGUCUCAAGAGCGUUUGAAUUCUCUGGCCGUUUUGUGCAUUGAAGCUGAAUUGUUGAAAAAAUUAGACUUCGAAGCUGUGUUGCAACAAUUUGCGGAAAAGAAGGCAAGAAGAAAACCAUUAUUAGUUUGA
Harmonia axyridis is the source of this 1805-nucleotide messenger RNA. Its product is annotated as zinc finger MYM-type protein 1-like. The record is from RefSeq and is a predicted model, not a curated record. The coding region runs from base 513 to 1805 and encodes 430 amino acids. Lineage: Eukaryota; Metazoa; Arthropoda; Insecta; Coleoptera; Coccinellidae. The transcript is spliced from 2 exons. Gene Ontology annotation, molecular function: protein dimerization activity.